GCCGCCUGGGCGCGUGGCCGGCUCCGAGGCGCCCGGUCUCUGCCCCGCCCCACCCUCUUUCUCCCCCUUCGCGGAAACGACAGCUGCGGCGGCGGGGCUGGCGCCGCCUCCCUCCACCUACCACGUCUGCCCCCGCCGCUCUCGCCCGGCGCCCCAGCCCGGCCGCGGCGCCUCCGCCUCCCCUGUAGGUCAGCGGGCAGCUCCGCCCGGCUGCCGCCCAGGAUGAACAUCAUGGACUUCAACGUGAAGAAGCUGGCGGCCGACGCAGGCACCUUUCUCAGUCGUGCAGUGCAGUUCACAGAAGAAAAGCUUGGCCAGGCAGAGAAGACAGAAUUGGAUGCUCACUUAGAGAACCUCCUUAGCAAAGCUGAAUGUACCAAAAUAUGGACAGAAAAAAUAAUGAAACAAACUGAAGUGUUAUUGCAGCCAAAUCCAAAUGCCAGGAUAGAAGAAUUUGUUUAUGAGAAACUGGAUAGAAAAGCUCCAAGUCGUAUAAACAACCCGGAACUUUUGGGACAAUAUAUGAUUGAUGCAGGGACUGAGUUUGGCCCAGGAACAGCUUAUGGUAAUGCCCUUAUUAAAUGUGGAGAAACACAAAAACGAAUUGGAACUGCAGACAGAGAGCUGAUACAAACAUCAGCCUUAAAUUUCCUCACUCCUUUAAGAAACUUUAUAGAAGGAGAUUACAAAACAAUUGCUAAAGAAAGAAAACUAUUACAAAAUAAGAGACUGGAUUUGGAUGCUGCAAAAACCAGACUAAAAAAGGCAAAAGCUGCAGAAACAAGAGCUUCACAACUAAACUCAGCUCGCCUUGAAGGAGAUAACAUUAUGGUAAAUUUCUCUUACAUGCUCAACUUCCUGCAUGUAAAAUGGCUGAAGUCUGAACAGGAAUUAAGAAUAACUCAAAGUGAAUUUGAUCGUCAAGCAGAGAUUACCAGGCUUCUGCUCGAGGGGAUCAGCAGCACACAUGCCCACCACCUCCGCUGUCUGAACGACUUUGUGGAAGCCCAGAUGACCUACUACGCACAGUGUUACCAGUACAUGCUAGACCUGCAGAAACAGCUGGGAAGUUUUCCAUCUAAUUAUCAUUGUAACAACAACCAGACUUCUGUGGCCCCUGCACCGUCUGCUUCAUCAAAUGUGAUUGGUUCUUCUGCCUUAACUUCAGCAAGUGGCCUAGUCACCUCUCCUUCCAACCUCAUUGACCUUAAGGAGUGCAGUGGCAGCAGGAAGGCCAGGGUUCUGUAUGAUUAUGAUGCUGCAAACAGUAGUGAAUUAUCUCUUCUGGCAGAUGAGGUGAUCACUGUUUUCAGUGUCGUUGGAAUGGAUUCAGACUGGCUAAUGGGGGAAAGGGGAAACCAGAAGGGCAGGGUGCCAAUUACCUACUUAGAAUUGCUCAAUUAAAUAGGUGGACUAUGAAAAGACACACCGUAUUUAUGUACAAUUAACUCUUAAUAAAGCAGGUUUAAGUAUCUUCCAUGUCUUAAGAGACUGAAAAGAAAAUACCAGCCAUCAGAAACUGGCCUUUCUGCCAAUAAAAUUGCAUGGUAAACAUGUCAUUACAGACUUUAUGUUAGAGCUUUCAUGCCAAGAAUGUUUUCUUACAAAGUUCUCUUUCUACUGAGGUUUCACUAAUAAGCAGCUUCUUCUUUUGAGCCCCAACUUAAAACAGGAGAACUGUUUUCUACUGGAUUUUUCAUUAAUGGCAAGCUUUUUCUUUUAUGUAAAAUAAAUUUAUUGUGAAUUGAU
This is a messenger RNA of Camelus dromedarius (Arabian camel), 1749 nucleotides long. It is a transcript of the gene SH3GLB1, whose product is annotated as SH3 domain containing GRB2 like, endophilin B1. NCBI's taxonomy places the organism in Eukaryota, Metazoa, Chordata, Mammalia, Artiodactyla, Camelidae. Gene Ontology annotation, cellular component: membrane; cytoplasm. Gene Ontology annotation, molecular function: protein binding. The coding region runs from base 223 to 1404 and encodes 393 amino acids. The transcript has 10 exons. The record is from RefSeq and is a predicted model, not a curated record. Gene Ontology annotation, biological process: membrane organization.